AUGGAUUGUUUUGUAGGAGGACAGACGGGAGCCUUAAAAGGAAUAAACUUGCGGGAAAAGAACUUCUCUAAUCUCACUUCCAUCAAGGACCUUAAUCCGAAGAAGGAUGAGGUUACUGCUAUGAUAUGGAGUAAAGCCAAUCAAUUGGAAGUGUUGACGGCUCAUCUUGAUAGGCAGCUGAAAGUGUUUGAUUAUGACAAACUACUACAGAGCUCUCUUUUCUCAGUCGAAGAUGGAACUGGUCCUAUAAAGGGAGUUCAUCUGACUCCAGAAGACAAAAUUUUCACAUGUGUUGAAUCUGGUACCCUUUCCGCUUACACACGAACAGGAGAGAAAGAACUCUCUUUCGAAGUUGGACCACGAAUCACAACAAUGCGAGGUAGCAACGAGCUGAAACGUUUAGUUACCGGUGGUACUAAAAAUCUUAUAAAAACUUGGGAUAUGGAAACUGGUAAGAUGAUCUGGUCAUCUAGAAACGUUCAUCUCGAUAAACUCCAACUUGAAGUGCCCGUGUUUUGCGUAGACGCUCAGUUCAAUCCUAAAAGUGAAAUGAUAGUUGAGGCAUCCAAAGUUCACGAACUGAGAGUUUAUGACCCACGAACUCAACGACGCCCGGUGAAGAGAAUAAAUUUCAUGGAUUGCCCCAUCACUGCUAUGUCUUUCUGCAAUCGUGAGAAUCAUGUCAUAGCUGCUAACGCUAUUGGAGAGAUGGCACUGUUCGACCUAAGGAGUCGAGUAAACCCAGUCUACAAGUAUAAAGGACAAGCUGGUUCCAUACGUUCAAUCUCUGCUCAUGAGACAGAACCUUACGUCGCUAGUUGUGGAAUUGAUCGUUUUGUACGGGUUCAUGAAGUAAACACUAGGAAGCUUGAGUAUAAGAUUUAUUGUAAAACAAGGAUGAACAAGAUUUUAAUGAGCACCUCUCUUUCUAUAUUAAAGAAAGAAGAGGAAAUCAACUGGGAAGAUAUCAAAAAAGAAGCUGUCAGUGAUGAAGAAGAUGAUGAUGAAGACGAUGACGACGAGGAGGAGGCUGUUGAUGAGAAAAAGAAUGGUUCUGAUCAGGAUGAUGAUGAUGAUGAAGAAGAUGAAGACGAAGAAGAGGAAGAUGAAGACGAGGAAGAAGAGGAAGAAGAGGACGAAGAGGAGGAGGAUGACGAUAGCGAUGAUGACGUUAUAGUUGAACAGGAGGUCCCAGCUAAAAAGAGAAAAAGAAAUUGA
Molecule: messenger RNA, 1218 nt
Organism: Auanema sp. JU1783
Lineage: Eukaryota; Metazoa; Nematoda; Chromadorea; Rhabditida; Rhabditidae
Source: the annotation of a GenBank genome assembly